AUGGUACUCGGAUAAAUGAGCGAUAUGAUCUUGUUAAGUUAAUAGGAAGAGGAUCAUAUGGCUAAGUGUGGGAAACUAAAGAUAUUGAGGAUAGUGAAUCUGGGAGAACUUAUGCCAUCAAAAUUGUCUUACUCGAAUUAUAGAAUUUGGGUCUCAAUAAAACUAACAUUUUAUUCUUAUGGAAAAAUUAGGUCCUAGCCUGGAAGAUCUCCUCCUAUGAACUGGCAAGACCUUCACUUUAAUAUUAUCCGUGAUCUGCACUCGUAAGAAAUUGGAUACAUCCAUCAUGACAUAAAACCGGAUAAUGUACUGAUAAGAUAAGAAAACAGGACUAGCUAUUAGUCUUCACUAUUGAAUCUUAUCGAUUACAGUGUUUGCAGACCGAUUUACAAGAGUUUAGAGGAUGAUAUGAAUUCAGAUGAUUCUGAUGAAUUCAAUGGAAAUAUUGUUUUCGCUAGUCCUUCUCAAAAAGAUGACAUUAUAUCAAUUCUUUAUAUGUUGAUCUACUUGAGAGAUGGAGAUUUGCCCUGGACUAAAAAUUUUCGUUUAAUGACUAUGGAGUAAAAUUUUGAGAGAAUCUUGAAGCUUAAGGAGCAAUUCCACAUUGAAGCAAUAUAGACUAGUCCUUUCACAUUUCUAAUUCAAAUUAUUGACUAAAUGCCUUCAAGUGGAAAGAUAGAAUACAAGUUUUUCAUCCAAGCACUUUAGAAUGAAAUGAAAAAAACAAACAUGAAAAUUGACUGGAUUAUGGACUGGAGUUAACCAUCAGAACUUCCUUAACACUCCUUAGAGCAUAAUCAGCAUGAAUUUUCUUACUUCUUGAUAAAAGAUUAGAAGGUUUUUAUAAGAAAUUUGCAAGGUACAACUAAUAUGGCUAGUAACAUCAUAUUUAGUUCUGGAUUGGAGGAUAAUCCAGGUGCUAUAAUGUCAGAUAACUUCAAUUUUAUGAUAUCUGGCAUAAGCUCCUAAGAUAUCUAAAUGAGUGAAGCACCAUCCUAAGGUCGGUUAAAACUUAACUAAUUCAGUAUCAACUUGAAUGAUUCAAAAAGUGUUAUUAGCUAAUAGAAGAGUAACAAAUUCUUAUACAGUAAUGUCUAAAAGCUUAAUGAAGUAAAUUAGUAAUUAUCAAGAAAGAGAAUAAGUUAAUCAAAUAAAAAGAGUUUUUUUAAAGGCUGUCAUUUCGAACUAGGAAAGUUAUAAUAAAGUAUCUCAUAAAAAAUUGACUUUAUUUAAGAGGAAAUUAAGGAAGAGGAUAGUAAUUCAAUGUGA
Messenger RNA from Stylonychia lemnae, 1269 nucleotides. The record is from the annotation of a GenBank genome assembly. Lineage: Eukaryota; Ciliophora; Spirotrichea; Sporadotrichida; Oxytrichidae.